GCCUGAGCUCCCCUGUAAUGCUGCUCAUUAACAGCCAAAAUAAUCACGAUCUCGAACAACUAUUCAACUCCAAGGAUAACAAACAACCAAUAUCGAGGCAUAUUCAGAAACAUAUCGACACAUUAUGAGCAACACAUCGACCUCAUUGCGUGUUCCUCAGCUUUUAGAGCCAAUUCACCCACAACACCAAGACAACACUAGCAUAUCAGAUCGGGACCUGACAAUGUCUGAAGCCCAAUCAUUCCCAGAUCAGUCGUCAAGGAACUCUCUAAGCGUCGACGAGAAAGAACUACACGGGUCGGCUCACCGCGACUCCACAUCGUCCAACGAAGGAGGCGUCAACGGGCGGUCCCUUACAUAUGCCACCAACACCAGUACGGAGCCUGCGGAAUUGAGCGCAUACGACCAUGACCGAGCUCUUUCCGCCUCUGCCACACCAAGCUCGAGCCGGAGCCGAAGUCGAUCAAGAGGCUCGUACGACAUGCAUCGCAUGAGCCAGGACGGAGGAAAUCGAUGGGCCGACGACAAGGAAGCAAAGCAGAAGAAGAUGCUACGAAAAAUCAUGGAUCACAAGUUGGCACCUUCUUUCUUGAAGUAGGGAUGCUACAGGUUCAACAAUGGUACAACAGAGAGCCUUUUUGAAUGAAAUACGAGCGCAUAGUUAUGUAUAGUGAUGAUCAUCAACGAAACUAUCCUCCA
Messenger RNA from Cercospora beticola, 699 nucleotides. RefSeq lists its product as uncharacterized. The record is from RefSeq and is a predicted model, not a curated record. Lineage: Eukaryota; Fungi; Ascomycota; Dothideomycetes; Mycosphaerellales; Mycosphaerellaceae.